Molecule: messenger RNA, 596 nt
Organism: Vigna unguiculata (cowpea)
Lineage: Eukaryota; Viridiplantae; Streptophyta; Magnoliopsida; Fabales; Fabaceae
Source: RefSeq, a predicted model, not a curated record
UUCUCCAAAGUUCCUUGUCUUCACAGUGAGUGAUUAUUUCAGUCAUUGUUAGCCAAAACAACACCACAGUCAUGGCAGGUAAUAGGCACAAGAAAUCUUCUUCAAGUUUAUUCUCUAUUUUCAACAUCUUCUCAUCAAAGAAGCACAGAGGAGGGUACUACGAUGCCCCUGAUUCAAGCCGCAGGGUGUGGCCUAGUGAUUAUGACAAAGGUAACUGGGGUGUUGCUGAACCCAAUAUUGACAUGAAAGCUGAAGCUUUCAUAGCCAAGUACAAGAAACGUGUUUCUGAAUCUGCACUCUAUCAACUUGACCCUGCUGCUGAUAAUGCAUGAUUUGAAAGCAUAUGUAUAUGUGUUUAUUUCUCUUGGCUGUGUGAACUGAUUUAUCCAUUAAUAUUGCUUCUACCUUGUACUGGUAGAAAUUAUGUUAAUAAAUAAUGAUAUAUAUGAACAACUUAUUGUAUACAACAACUUGUCUAGUUGUUCAUAUGGAUCACUGUAACCCCUGCACUUCGGGUGAAUUGUAAUCCCCCUUCUUAAUGUAAUAUACUGUGGUUCAGAGAUGGCAUUUGUCUCUUUCACCAUCUAUUUUUCUCA